This is a messenger RNA of Aspergillus saccharolyticus JOP 1030-1, 621 nucleotides long. RefSeq lists its product as uncharacterized. The transcript has 2 exons. Bases 1 to 621 code for a protein of 206 amino acids. Lineage: Eukaryota; Fungi; Ascomycota; Eurotiomycetes; Eurotiales; Aspergillaceae. The record is from RefSeq and is a predicted model, not a curated record.
AUGCGUACAACCCUCAAUCUUCAAUUCCUCGCCGUGCUUGCCCUUGCUCUGGGUCUUUUCGGACAACCUAUUACGGAACUCAACUCACCGUCAACCACGAAUAGCCAUCUCGCCGUCUCCGGCCCAAACUUUGCGGCACCCGAACCGGAGGUCGAUGCGUUGAUUGUUUCCCUUCUUCGAAUCGGCGCCAAUGUCAUUGCUCUCGAUAAGACCAUUUCCACGCUUCAACUCCACGAAGACAGCGUCUCGCUUAUGCAGGCCCAAAUGGAGGCCAUCAACCGCUCCAUCGAGGACAUGAACGCUCAAGCGCUCGCUCUCGACUAUCUCGACCCGGUGCAGAGCAAGCGUGUGACAAGUAAUACUGUCAUCCUGAAACCGACGUACACCCAUCUACUGAAGGUCAUUGCGGAACAGAAAGGAGCGAUAUGGGUGCUACAGUUUGGCAAGCCGAUGCAUGACUGGCUGGGCGACUUUCGAACCCUGUUACUGGUGGGAAACGUGGUUCUCAACGCCAUUCUCACCAUCCCCGAUGGGGCGCUGAUUGAGGCAGCGUGGGCACUUCAGGAUCGGGAGUUUCCCCCCGUUCAGGCGCUCUUUCAUGGUCCUUAUCCGGAACUAUAG